CAAAAAGAAAAUAUGCAAAAUUCAACAUAAAAGACGAACAGGAAUCUUUUUUUCUUCUCUUUUUGUUCCUGGAAACAACCGGAAAUCUAGCACAAAUUAUUGAUUAAAUAUGUAAAGUAAUUGAUAACAAAUUACAUAAUAAAUCAGAAUUUCUAUUUAAUAAUAUGGAUGAUGAUCAACUAAUCACUGUUGAAUGUUCACAAUCAUUAGAUUCUAUAAUAAUACAUAAUUCAAAUGAGAAAGAUGUGAAAUCUCUUCAUGAUUGUGUUGAAUUAAGUACAAUUAAAUCUUCAAGUAUAAAUAUUACAUAUGAAGAAAGUAAAUUAUCAACUUCAAUCUCUUCUUCUAUACCAUCAUCAAAUCCAACUAUUGUUGAACCUGUAACAUCAUCACCACCACCAACAACAACAACAAAACCAUCUAUAUCACAUGAUUCUAGCUAUAGUUUAUUGAAUAGUUUUAAAAAACGUAUUAAACAACAUUUAACUAUAUCAAGAAAUUCUAGUUUACAUAAAAGUAUGCAUGAUUUAUCUAUAUCCCCCAAGAAACUCAAUUUUCAAUCAACUAAUAAUAAUAAUAAUAAUAUAAUAAGUUUAAAUUCUGCAUCAAGUUCCAUUUCAUCAACGAAUGUAAAUAAAUUAAAUUUAACACAAGAUGUACCAGAUGACAUAACAUUAAUUGAAAAUGAACAUGAUAAAGCAUUAAUUACUGUAACAUCAUUGACUAAUGAACAAUUACUUUUAUUACAAUCAAGUUGGAGUUUAGUGAAACAAUAUAUUGAAAAAAUUGGUGUGAUUACAUUUCUUGGCAUAUUUGAACAGCAUUCAGACUUUCGUGAUGCAUUCACUGAAUUUCGAAAGAGAAAAUUCGUUGAUGUAAAACAUGAUCCAGCAAUGCAAGUUCAUGGUUUACGCGUACUAAGCGUAGUAGAUAAACUAAUUACUCGAUUACCUAAAACUGAUGAUAUUGAAAGACAAUUAAUGAUGAUUGGAUCAAAACAUUGCCGAUACGUUCCAACAAUUGCAUUGGUAUCUAGUGUUUCGGACCAAUUAUGGGGUGCUAUAGAACCAGUUUUAAAAGAAGAAUGCUUAUGGUCGGAUGAUUUAGCAGUUACAUGGAAAUCAAUUCUUGAUUAUUUAACUAAAACAGUAAAAUAUGGUUUAGCUAAAACAUUCCAUUCUACACACAAAUAGAACAUAUUUUUUGUUUCAUUCAAAUACUCAUAUAUAUAUGUCCUACAGAAUACAAACUCUUCUGUAGAUCUUUAUGUUUUAUUCAUUUAAUGCUGCACAUCAGUUGUACUAUCAAUGAAAUGAAAUCAAUCACUCAAAGCGGGUAAACAAAUUGAUAUUAAUGUCAAUAAUAUUAAAUAGCUUAUAUUCAUUUUCCUUUGAUUCCCAGUAUAUGUUUUAAUGUAAUACUCGAUGAAAUAAAUACCCUUGUACAUAUUCAUUAAACAAUAUUCUUCACAAUUUUAGAUGUUCUGGUUUUCUACAUACUUUAUUUUGACUUUUUUGCUUUCUCUCUCUCUCUCGCUCCCCCUCUCUUUUGAAUAACAAUUAUAAUUGGAUAAUAACAAAUUCUGGUUAAUCUUUACUUAUUCUUUAGUUCACCUAAUUCAUAAUGUCUUUCUAUUACAUAACAAUCUAUGUUCAUAUGAAAAUUUCAUUCAACAAAUAUAAAAUCUUAAUUGUUCA
Messenger RNA from Schistosoma margrebowiei, 1697 nucleotides. Lineage: Eukaryota; Metazoa; Platyhelminthes; Trematoda; Strigeidida; Schistosomatidae. The record is from the annotation of a GenBank genome assembly.